UUUAUUAUAAUGCCCGAGCCGGCCAAGUCCGCCCCCGCGCCCAAGAAAGGCUCUAAAAAGGCGGUGACCAAGACGCAGAAGAAGGGCGACAAGAAACGGCGCAAGAGGCGCAAGGAGAGCUACUCGAUCUACGUGUACAAGGUGCUGAAGCAGGUGCACCCCGACACGGGCAUCUCGUCCAAGGCCAUGGGCAUCAUGAACUCCUUCGUCAACGACAUCUUCGAGCGCAUCGCCGGCGAGGCCUCGCGCCUGGCGCACUACAACAAGCGCUCCACCAUCACCUCGCGGGAGAUCCAGACGGCCGUGCGGCUCUUGCUGCCUGGCGAGCUGGCCAAGCACGCCGUCUCCGAGGGCACCAAGGCUGUCACCAAAUACACCAGCUCCAAGUAAGCUGCGUCUGCGCCCUGUGCCACACCUUCUCAACUCAAAGGCUCUUUUAAGAGCCACCCACCUUUUCAGUAAAAGAGCUGAUGCUGCGGUGACUUGUUC
Fulmarus glacialis (Northern fulmar) is the source of this 489-nucleotide messenger RNA. Its product is annotated as histone H2B 5. Bases 10 to 390 code for a protein of 126 amino acids. The record is from RefSeq and is a predicted model, not a curated record. Gene Ontology annotation, molecular function: DNA binding; structural constituent of chromatin; protein heterodimerization activity. The transcript has a single exon. Gene Ontology annotation, cellular component: nucleosome. NCBI's taxonomy places the organism in Eukaryota, Metazoa, Chordata, Aves, Procellariiformes, Procellariidae.